UCAGUUUCAGCAACAAAACCCCAUCCCUACAAUUCAUUCUUAAGAAACAAAUAGAGAAGGGAAAGGGUGAAAACACGACGCAGCAGCAAAUGGCGAACGCAGAGGCUGAGACGGUGGACUUCGAGCCGGAGGAUGACGAUCUGAUGGACGAGGAUGUGGACACGCCAUCGUCCCCUAGGGCUCCGACUCCCAGGAUCAAGUCGCUUGUUACCGGCGGCUCCUCCUCUGCUCCCAGAAAGACCAAAGGCCGCGGAUUUCGCGAAGACGCUGCUGAGGCCGACCGGAAUGUUCGGAUGUCUGCGCGCUUUGACUCUCUCGAUUCCGACGGCGGCCCUGGUCCCGAACGAUCAAUUGAAGGAUGGAUUGUGUUGGUUACUGGGGUUCAUGAAGAGGCACAAGAAGAUGAUCUCCAUAAUGCAUUUGGUGAAUUUGGGGAGAUUAGAAAUUUACAUCUAAAUCUGGAUCGUCGUACUGGAUUUGUCAAGGGCUAUGCACUGAUUGAAUAUGAGAAUAUUGAAGAAGCACAGAAAGCUAUAGCUGAGAUGGAAGGAACUCAACUCCUCACUCAAACCAUUAAUGUUGAUUGGGCAUUUAGCAAGGGUCCAUUCAGGAGGAGGAAUGUUAGGCGAAGAUCCCCUCGAAGUCAUCGUUCUAGAAGCCCGAGAAGGAGAUACUAGAUUUGUCGUGUGUGCAUUGUUUCAUGGAAGUGUGACUUGGUAGAGACAGGAGGUUUGCUAGGAUGCUGGUAUUUCGUUGUCAUUAUCUUUCUGUAUGAUUAUUACACUACUGUAUUCUUUUCCCUUCUCAUUGCAUCUUUUUCUACUGAUUAGAUUUGAGCAAUGGUGAGAGGGUUGCUGUUAAAUUUGGGUUUUUAAUCCGUUUCUUGGCUGGAAAGUGAAUUUUUUGAAAUGCAUGGUAGUCUUCCAUAGUUACAUUAGUCUA
Messenger RNA from Ipomoea triloba (trilobed morning glory), 942 nucleotides. RefSeq names its product RNA-binding protein Y14A-like. Bases 90 to 677 code for a protein of 195 amino acids. Gene Ontology annotation, cellular component: nucleus; exon-exon junction complex; cytoplasm. The transcript has 4 exons. Gene Ontology annotation, biological process: RNA splicing. Lineage: Eukaryota; Viridiplantae; Streptophyta; Magnoliopsida; Solanales; Convolvulaceae. The record is from RefSeq and is a predicted model, not a curated record. Gene Ontology annotation, molecular function: mRNA binding.